AUGACUGAGAAUACGAGCCGGGAUCCCGAUGUCCCCCUUUCGCAGCCAUCAGGACUUCAGGCCCCAGCGCUGUCUACUUCCGGAGCUCCCAGAAGCAACCACGCAAACCAUCCUCGUACUGCAAGUCCCACUCGAUCAGCCGACUCGCAAAAGCCUCAGCCAGAUACUACUUCGGAUAGAGCGACUGCAGCGUUUAUUCGACGGACCCUAUGCUCUCACAACGUGCUGCUAAACAACGGUGAGAAAGGACGCAGUACCCCGCGGCCAAUCGAGGACGUUCUACCGCCUUUGACGAGCUCAAAUGAAGUCGACCUCCAGCUAUACGGCAUCAUUUCGGUGAUCAUCAAGGAGUUUGUACAGACGUGGUACUCGAAGAUCACUCCAGACCAAGUCUUUGUCAAUGAGGUGAUCCAAAUCAUCGCUCAUUGCACCCGAGGCCUUGAGCAGCGGUUACGACAAGUCGAUUUGGAAGCACUGUUACUAGACGAGAUUCCCGAGUUACUCCAAGCCCACCUGCGCUCUUUUCGCAUUGCGAAGCAUCAAGCCGCCUCUUUGGGUUCGCUAAUAGCAGAUCCUCGUACGAUUUAUCAUACGCUUCAUCCGCACCCUGCACUGUCUCCUGUCCCCACCGAAAGCGUGCCGGCAUCAAUCCUUGAACAGCGGGAGAGCGAAUCUGCAUGGCGUCAACUGCUUGUGCACGGCGUUUUGGCACUGCUCCUGCCCACUGAAGAUCUCGAAAAUGGGUGUCUUCGUGCGCUAGUUGCCGAGAUCUUCGCCGAAAUGAUACUCGGAAGCGGCAUUAGCGGAAAGGCGUGUGAGGGCUGGGUGCUUUGGGAGGGUAUCACGAGCAUAGCUGAAGUGUUACAGACGGAUGAUGGGAAAAAGAAGGACUCCCAAUCAGACGAGGUGAACGGAGAGCAGUCGUUGACCCGUCUCGAGCGCUACGGGCUUUUGCCGCACCAAGGGGCGGAGGCUAGAUCGAAAGAGCAGCUGGACGGUGAAGAGCAGAGUCAUAAGCAGGCGAGGUCAGACAUGAGUGGGCUCUUCUGGACGGUGGUGCAGUAUGCAUUCAUGGCGUUUACUGCGGCGCGCGCGGCGAUGCUGUGUCUUGCAACAUGCUCGUCCCUCCCGUCGAGGUUUGCCACAAGCGAGCAGUCAUCGGACCAAGGCUCGGGCCAAUUGGAAAUGGCGCAAACGGAGACGGCGAGCUCGAAGCGCCCAGCGGGAGCCAAACGGGCUGUAGUAAGCAUGGCUCUGUGGAGCUGUGCAGCGCAGAUUGUUGAGCUGGACAUGCGCAUGCCUUGGCUGGCGGGCUUCAUGUCGAUGGCCCAUCGCGGAGCCGUGGCCGGGCCAGGCAGGGUGGGCGAGACGGACGGCGCAUUGGACAGAUUCCUCUCCCAUACUAUACACACACGCAUUCUCAACCCCGCUUUCCUCCCAGUGGCGCUUCGCACGCUGCGUGCAACUCUUUUCCCAAACAACGCGCCCGGGCCCCCACGCCAGGUUCCAGCAGACGACGAGGUCAAGGCCAUCAAGCACUGCUGUGCCACGACACUCCUGAAUCUAGUCCCUCCCAAGGUGGCAUCGGCCUUCUUCGCGACCUACCAGCGCGAAGCCCAGAUUCAACAAAUCGAAGACACUCUAGGCUGUCUGGAUGACACGUACCUCAACAAGCAUCUGAUUUUCCAAAUUGUGGAAUUGAUUGUCCUGCGCCUCUUCCCCGAAUUGGGCGAACAGAGCGUAAAGGAUCUUCUGGAAGAGCGUAUCAGCUGAUACGGCCUUGAUACAGUGACGAAACUACGCCCCGGUGCUGAGUACAGUACAUCGGUGCUCGUCUUCCUACCAAGUCUCACCGCUAGGUGCGCGAACUGCUGGGCACGGCCCGUUGCGCACUUAUCACUGCUUGCACCGUGUUCAGAUGAUCAGAAAUCGGGUUCUACUGGGUUCCUGGCCGCAUACAUGCUUCCUCCACGCACAGGGUGUGGCUACAGGGCAGCGGCAAUAGCGACAAAAUUGCAGCUACACAAUGUACUGUCAUGUAUGACCAACUCAUCGCGCAUCCCAUGGUGAGAUGUGGUAGGAAAGGUACACCGCUGAUCCUGGUAAGAGGGGGGCUGGCCAAUGAAAAAAUUCACCUGGGAAAAUUGUUGAGGCACAUGGCGUCCAGACU
This is a messenger RNA of Exserohilum turcica Et28A, 2170 nucleotides long. RefSeq lists its product as uncharacterized. Gene Ontology annotation, cellular component: extrinsic component of endosome membrane; early endosome; late endosome. The record is from RefSeq and is a predicted model, not a curated record. Gene Ontology annotation, molecular function: phosphatidylinositol binding. Lineage: Eukaryota; Fungi; Ascomycota; Dothideomycetes; Pleosporales; Pleosporaceae. Bases 1 to 1773 code for a protein of 590 amino acids. Gene Ontology annotation, biological process: endosome to lysosome transport; early endosome to late endosome transport; protein targeting to lysosome. The transcript has 3 exons.